Molecule: messenger RNA, 1406 nt
Organism: Pocillopora damicornis (cauliflower coral)
Lineage: Eukaryota; Metazoa; Cnidaria; Anthozoa; Scleractinia; Pocilloporidae
Source: RefSeq, a predicted model, not a curated record
AUGGCAGACAAAACAACUCUCCUACUUUUUACAAAAGACCAAGAAGAAAACGCUGAAAAGCUACGGACAGUUUUAGAAAGCGAGGGUGAAGUAUUUGUACUGGAUCUUGCUGAUAUUGCUAUUCGUGGUCUCUCGCUUAAAGACGAAAUCCGCACAGGUUGUGACUGCACUGUUUUGAUUUGCUCUUCUGAAGCGACGCGGCUUAUUAACGAGGAAGAAUCCUACGUUUUUGUUACAAAAGGCGGACAGGAAGUAAACUUCGAUGGGAAAGUGAUCAGCAAUGUUCUCAAGGAAGACGAUGGAAAGUUACGUCGUAAAAUAAUUCCGGUAUCUUUCGUGGAACUUCCAUCGGUUUUACACGGAGCGGGUACAAGGCGUAAGGAUCGACAAAGUGCGAUUUCAUUUGAAAUAAACCAAGGAGAGGUCACAGAAGUAAUGUUGGAAGGUGAUAUCUUACAAUCAUUGAUUGAUGCUAUUAAGACGGUCUAUAAAUGAUUCGAAAUGCGACGAAAUGUUAAGCAAGUGUUUCUUUUUACGGUCCUGUUGUGCAUAUAAAUAAAUCAGCGGAGGAUUUCUGGUGAAGAAAAUGAAAGAAUGAUCGCGUAAAUAUCUAUAACGUAGAAACGAGUGUAUCGUAAAGAUAGCGAUUGCUGCGCUUAGUUUAGCGGGUAAUGUCAACCAGAAGGCUAGUGGAGAUUGGAAAAAUAGAACAGCUUUAUUGAGAAGUUUGUAAGCAUUUUUCAUGAACACAACAAUAAGCAGGGAUUUUAUUAACGCAACAAUAAACAGGAACAAUAACAUUAACAUAUGACAGUAUGCAGAUUUCACAAGUUUGGCAAACAAAACGAACUUUGAAUAACUGUAACUUCGAUAAUUGUGGAAAUAUCUCUAUAGCAGAAAUCAGAGAUCCCAGAUCCCUCCAUUGUAACUGAUAUAAAUUUAAUAAACGGUUUGCUUUCUUUCACCAGAAGUUGUUAUUCGAAGUUCUUUUCAAUCCGCUGAUGACCAGGGAAAAGCGACAGAGAGGAGGCUGAAAACAAGCCUUCCUCGCCCCAGUUCCUUCCUUCGUGUUCGCUACAGCACUCGCAUGAAACUGAGCUUAGACAUCAACAAUAGGCCAUUUUACAGUUGUGUACUUAAAUGCCAAGCCUUUGAUUUGGAGUGAGGCUAAAGGUGACCUUGUUGUGAUAAAGACCAGUAUCUCGUUAGCUAAAAAGGCAAUUUACAUUUGAAAAGCAGCAAGGUUUCUAUCAUAACAAGGUCACCAUUAACAUCACUCCUGUUAAAAGGCUUAGAAACCAAACACGUAAUAUCGUCUUACAUGUCACGUACGCUUUUGUCUUCAAAUGGAUUCCACAGGAAGUAUUAGAGAAAGAAAAGAAGAAAAAAGCUUUAGAACUGAUAGA